Molecule: messenger RNA, 2973 nt
Organism: Melozone crissalis (California towhee)
Lineage: Eukaryota; Metazoa; Chordata; Aves; Passeriformes; Passerellidae
Gene: EEF2K
Product: eukaryotic elongation factor 2 kinase
Exons: 19
Coding region: 96-2306 (736 amino acids)
Biological process (GO): protein phosphorylation
Molecular function (GO): ATP binding; calmodulin binding; elongation factor-2 kinase activity
Source: RefSeq, a predicted model, not a curated record
CUGGGCUCUCCUAAGCCGCUUCUUCCCUGUUUGCAUGUGCAUUGGAGUGGUGUGUGUUCCAGUCCUGGCAGGAGUUGAACCAACCUCCUGCAGACAUGGCAGAGGAGGACCUGAUUUUUCGUAUGGAAGGCAUUGACAAUGCCAGACCAACUGCAGUGGACUCUGGGAAUUAUCUUGGUGCUGAUAGUGAUGAUGAAGACAAUUAUUUUAUCUGUCCAAUAACUGAUGAUCCAGUUUCUAACAAGUCUGCCAAUACCAAAGUAGACAAUUAUUACAGCAGCUUAGCAAAAACUGAGCAGUACAGCUCAAGCUCUUCUCCCAGAAGCUUUAGCUUUAAGAAUGACACACAACAUCGUUCUAAGCAUGGCUCUGUGGUUGACCAUGGUCGGGAAACCUGGAAACAUGCUAUUGAGAAAGCCAAGCACAUGCCUGAUCCCUGGGCAGAAUUUCAUCUGGAGGACGUUGAGACGGAGCAUGCCACUCGUUACAGGUACAAUGCUGUUACUGGGGACUGGGUUGAAGAUGAAGUCCUUAUCAAGAUGGCUUCUCAACCUUUCGGCCGUGGAGCAAUGCGAGAGUGUUUCAGAACAAAAAAGCUGUCCAACUUCUUACACACUCAGAACUGGAAAGGUGCCUAUAAUUAUGUUGCCAAGCAAUACAUAGAGAGUGUGAGCAGGGAUGUUUAUUUUGAGGAUGUUCGACUGCAGAUGGAAGCAAAACUCUGGGGAGAAGAGUACAACCGGCACAAGCCACCGAAACAGGUGGAUAUAGUGCAGACCUGUAUUAUAGAAAUGAAGAACAGGCCUGGAAAGCCUCUCUUUCAUCUGGAACAUUACAUUGAGGGCAAAUACAUCAAAUACAACUCAAAUUCUGGAUUUGUGCGAGAUGACAACAUUCGUCUAACUCCACAAGCCUUCAGUCACUUCACCUUUGAGCGCUCAGGACACCAGCUCAUUGUUGUUGAUAUCCAGGGAGUUGGAGAUCUUUACACAGACCCUCAGAUCCAUACAGAGAGUGGUACAGAUUUUGGAGAUGGCAACCUAGGUGUUCGAGGUAUGGCCUUGUUCUUUCAUUCUCAUUUCUGCAACAACAUCUGCAAAAGCAUGGGGCUUGCACCAUUUGAUCUUUCAUCCAAAGAGAAAGAUGCCUUGGAUUAUAACAAAAAAUUGCUUGAAUCUGCUCAGACAAUUCUCCGUGGCACAGAGGAGAGGUGCGGCAGCAGCCGGCUGCGGACGGUGUCCGGGAGCCGCCCCCCGCUGCUCUUCCGCCUGUCGGAAACCUCCGGGGAUGAGAGCCUGAGUGAUGUGGCGUUUGACUCCCUGCCCUGCUCGCCCUCCUCUGCAACCCCUCACAGCCACAAGGUGGACGUGCUUAAUUGGCCUGUGUUCAGUGAAGUAGAUAAUUUGGAUCAGCUUGACAACAAAAGGGAUUUUGAAAAUGGUGGAGACAGUGGGUAUCCCAGUGAAAAGAGAAGUGAGACAGAAGAUCUGGAUCAUAGAGAGAGGGGCCAUUCAAACAACAACCGGAGGCAGGAGUCUGAUGAAGACAGUUUGGGAAGCUCUGCAAGGGUCAGUGUGGAGAAGUGGAAUCUUUACAACUCUUCCAGAGUCCACAUCCACAGACCGUCCUGUGUUGCCCAAGAAAUUCAGAGGCUCAAUGCACUGGAACUUGAAAAGAAAAUUGGGAAGUCAGUCCUUGGAAAGGUGCACCUGGCCAUGGUUCGCUACCACGAAGGCGGGCGCUUCUGUGGGAAGGAGCAGGAAUGGGAUCGGGAGUCAGCCCUGUUCCACCUGGAGCACGCUGCAGACUGUGGGGAGCUGGAAGCCAUCGUUGGGUUGGGCCUCAUGUGCUCUCAGCUGCCACAUCACAUUCUGUCUGAGGUCACUCUCGAGGAUACAAAGGAGAACAGAAAUAAAGGAUUUAAUUACUUGCUGAGAGCAGCAGAAGCUGGAGACCGGCCUUCCAUGAUUCUGGUAGCAAGAGCCUAUGAUACAGGUGUAAACCUUGGUGCAGACAGGGCCCAGGAUUGGAAGGAGGCACUUCACUGGUACAACGCUGCACUGAACAUGACCGACUUCGACGAGGGAGGUGAAUAUGAUGGCACUCAGGAUGAGCCCCGGUACCUGCUCCUGGCCAGGGAGGCAGAGAUGUUAAUGAUGGGAGGGUUCAACCUGGAUAAGGAUCCCCAGAGAUCAGGUGAGCUUUACACAGAAGCAGCAGAAGCAGCCAUGGAAGCCAUGAAGGGCAGACUGGCAAAUCAGUACUACCAAAAAGCAGAAGAGGCUUGGGCAAUGAUGGAAGAAUGACACUGAAAUUCAGCAGUUCUUGUAUAUAAAUUUGUUAUAGACUUGCUGCAUUUGCAGCUACAAAGAUGUAUUUUUAUGUGAUGUUACCAGGUUGGUUUUUUUUCAUAUUUUAGUUUUAUAAUUUUUUUUGAGGGUAGAAAUCUAAAUGUAAGUAGUAUGUAGGGUGCCAUAGCAUACUUCUGUUUGUGUUUUAAAGCUGUAAUACACACACACUUGAACCUUUUAUACUUUUUUUUACUGUUAGAACUGAGGGGCCUAGUUUUUUUGACCAAAGAAAACAAGGCCUUAUUGUUUAGGUUUUACAUGUCCUGUUUUUUACACAGCAAAUGAUCCGUUUGUUUACAUUUUUCUUCUCCUCCCCACAUACAGAAAAGCAUUUUCCUAAAUUCUCAGCAUUUCUUGAUCAUUUUUGGUGUAUCUCACCUAAUUUCCACAUGAAUGUAAAUUUUCAGUUUAUGGAUGCAGCUACUGAUGUUAAUAAGUAGUCCCAUUCUAUUUUGCUGACAUUGUUGGACACUUAUUCUCAAAAGAAUUUCAGAUGGAAUCCUUAUUUUGGGGAAUGGUAGAAAAGAUGAUUCAGAUUGGCAGUGAGGAUUUUCAGGGUGGAAUGUUUUAUUCAUUACUAACAUUGCAUAUUACACCAUUAGAAAAUCAUUCAUGUUCCUGG